Messenger RNA from Lactuca virosa, 390 nucleotides. The record is from the annotation of a GenBank genome assembly. NCBI's taxonomy places the organism in Eukaryota, Viridiplantae, Streptophyta, Magnoliopsida, Asterales, Asteraceae.
AUGACUCAUUCCAUACUCACUAUGAUUCUCAAGCUGAACUCUACCGCUAACUCAAUUUGGGACACCCUUGAACCCCUUUACUGGGACAAUAAACACUCCCAUUCCAUUGAGCUCGAUAAUGAGUUACUUUCCUUGGUUCCGGGUGAUCGCUCCAUCACUGAAUACUUCCAGAAGAUGAAACCCAUUGUCGAUUUAUUGGCAAACAAUGAAGCCCCUGUUCCUGAGAAAACCUUGUUGACCUACAUGUUAAAUGGUCUCUCCCCAAAGUUUGAAAAUAUUUCCAUGCUCAUACGAUACAAAGACCUUCCACCCACUUUCCUUGAAUCCCGCACUAGUAUCAUAAGAGUUUGGUGUCAAAAGGAAUCAUACAUCAUCAUCAUCUUAUUUUGA